This is a messenger RNA of Schistocerca americana (American grasshopper), 1320 nucleotides long. RefSeq names its product molybdenum cofactor biosynthesis protein 1-like. The transcript has 9 exons. Gene Ontology annotation, molecular function: cyclic pyranopterin monophosphate synthase activity; 4 iron, 4 sulfur cluster binding; GTP 3',8'-cyclase activity. Gene Ontology annotation, biological process: Mo-molybdopterin cofactor biosynthetic process. The record is from RefSeq and is a predicted model, not a curated record. Bases 1 to 1320 code for a protein of 439 amino acids. Lineage: Eukaryota; Metazoa; Arthropoda; Insecta; Orthoptera; Acrididae.
AUGACUUUCUUUCUUCUGUUUAUGAUUGUAAUAGAUGUUGGACACGUUGAUUCCAAGUAUGUUAUACAGAAACGCAGUGAUUUUUUACAAAAGGCAAAACUAUGUGUUCGAAGAAUUGUGGAGAGGAGGAUAUUUACCAGUGGGAAAGAUGAAAUUGGGUUGAUUGUACUUGGUUCUGACAAGACACAGACUCUACUUGAUUACCCAAAUGCGAGUGUGGAAUUUCCUCUUGCACUGCCUACAUGGCAGGUGAUAUCCUUUGUGGAGAAAUCUUUACAUGAAAGAGAAAUAAAAACAGAUUGGAUAGAUGGUGUUGUUGUUGGCAUGCAAGUCUUGAAAGAUGAGCUAGAUGGGAAAGAUGAAAUUGGGUUGAUUGUACUCGGUUCUGACAAGACACAGACUCUACUUGAUUACCCAAAUGCGAGUGUGGAAUUUCCUCUUGCACUGCCUACAUGGCAGAUGAUAUCCUUUGUGGAGAAAUCUUUACAUGAAAGAGAAAUAAAAACAGAUUGGAUAGAUGGUGUUGUUGUUGGCAUGCAAGUCUUGAAAGAUGAGCUAGAAUGUAAUGUUGCACUCUCAGGUGCCCUGAAAAAAAUAAAAGAUCGCGAAAGUGUCUUAAUGACAACCGAUGGCCUCAUAUUGACAAGACAGCUGGUUGCCUUGCAGAGGGCAGGGCUUGACGGUCUGAACAUCUGCUUAGACACCCUGCAGUCCCAAUGCUACAACCAGAUCAUGAGGAGGAAAGGCUGGGAGCGUGCCAUGGCUGGCAUAGAUCUAGCCUUGCAACUUGAAUACGACCCUGUGAAGAUAAAUUGUGUUGUAAUGCAAAGUUUUAAUGAAGAUGAAGUGUGCAGUUUUGUCGAGUUAACAAAAGAGAAAAAUGUUGAUGUAAGAUUUAUCGAGUACAUGCCUUUCAGCGGCAACAAAUGGAAUGAUGGGAAGAUGGUCUCAUUUUGUGAAAUGCUCCAAAUAAUUAGAAAGCAGUGGCCUAAUUUUGAUCCUCUUCCCAAUGGGCCCAAUGAUACCUCAAAGGCAUACCAUGUCCCGGGCUUCAAGGGACGUGUGGGAUUUAUUACCUCAAUGAGUGAACACUUCUGUGGCACGUGCAACCGUUUACCGAUAACAGCUGAUGGCAAUUUGAAGGUGUGUCUCUUUGGGAAUUCAGAGAUAUCUCUCAGAGAUGCAAUACGAAGCAAAUGCAGUGAGGAUGACUUGCUUGCCAUGAUUGGGGCAGCAGUGAGAAGAAAGAAGAAACAACAUGCAGGCAUGCUGAACCUGUCAAAGAUGAAGAAUCGGCCAAUGAUUCUUAUUGGAGGAUAA